CGAUAGAAUCGAGCCAUUCGAGUCUCCUACCAUCCCAAGUUCACUUCAAAAUAAUCAGAAGCUAGAUCACUUCGUCGACAAACCGGAAAAGUCGGCAACAUGACAAAGAAGUUCGAAUUCAAUUGGCGAAUCGAGGUACCGGAACUUUUGAGAAAUGGUUCAACGUUCGACCGCUGGUUCGAAGACAAGGAAAACACCGAAUAUGAGCCAAACUGCUUAUUUAAAGUCGAUGAAUAUGGAUUUUUUAUCUAUUGGAAGAGCGACGGCAAGGACGGCGAUGUAAUAGAACUGGCUCAAGUGAGUGAUAUUCGUUAUGGUGGCACGCCAAAGGAUCCUAAAUUGUGCCAUAAAAUAAGUAAACACGGGACAAUGGAAGAAAUAGACCAGAAGAGUUUAACUAUAUGCUCGGGUAUUGAUUACACUAAUAUUCAUUAUCAGCAUGUUAUUUGUGCAGACGCAAAAACGGCUAAGGAUUGGCAAGUUGGGUUACGGUUAAUUACGCACAACACGAAAGCUUCAAAUGUUUGCCCGACAAUACAACUAAUGAAGCAUUGGAUGAGAUUGAGCUUUCAAGUAGAUCCUAAAGGAAAAGUGCCAGUGAAAGUUAUAUCAAAGACAUUUGCUUCUGGGAAAACAGAAAAAUUAGUUUAUCAAGGGCUAGCAGACAUGGGCUUACCUAGUGGAAAGAGCGAUAAAAUUGAGCCUAAGGAUUUUACGUUCGAGAAAUUUAAGAAUUUGUACUUUAAAAUUUGCCCUCGAAACGAUAUCGAGGAAUUAUUCCAAUCGAUAACCAAAGGAAAAUCGGAUACGAUCAGUCUAGGUCAGUUAGUACAAUUUAUGAACGAGAAACAAAGAGACCCUCGACUGAACGAAAUUUUGUAUCCCCUUUACGAUGAGAAACGAUGCACAGAAAUAAUCAACGAUUACGAACAAGAUGAGAAAGCAAGGAAUGACAAGUCCUUAACCAAGGAAGGUUUCAUUCGUUACCUAAUGUCUGAUGAAAAUGCACCUGUAUUUUUGGACAAAUUGGAAGAAUGGAUGGACAUGGACCAACCUCUUGCCCAUUAUUAUAUUAAUUCCAGUCACAAUACUUAUCUGAGUGGCAGACAAAUCGGUGGUAAAAGUACCGUUGAGAUGUACAGACAAGUCUUGUUAGCUGGUUGCAGAUGUGUAGAGCUCGAUUGUUGGGAUGGGAAGGGAGAAGACGAAGAGCCUAUCAUAACUCACGGCAAAGCUAUGUGUACUGAUAUCCUUUUCAAAGAUGUCAUAUACGCUUUAAGGGACACAGCGUUCGUCACAUCGGAGUAUCCUAUAAUUCUAAGUUUCGAAAAUCACUGCUGCCUGAAACAGCAAUAUAAGUUAGCCAAAUACUGCGAUGAAAUAUUGGGUGACUUGCUACUGAAAGAGCCUCUGAAAGAUUAUCCGCUUGAACCCGGGCAUCCACUUCCACCACCAAGUGCACUGAAGCGAAAGAUAUUAAUCAAGAAUAAAAGACUGAAACCGGAGGUAGAAAAGGUGGAGCUCGAGUUAUUUCGCUCCGGGCAAUUCGAGGCGAAAGACGAAGUAGUGGAGGAUCCCAGCGCACCUUCUGGACCACCGGAACCGCCAAAGGAGGAACCACCACCCGAAGCUGCACCAGCUGAAGGUGCUGCACCAGGUGAAGGAGGUGCUGAAGGAGAAGCGCCUCCAGUUCAAUAUACCGGCAGUACAAUGGCGUGUCAUCCAUGGCUCUCUUCUAUGAUUAAUUACGCACAGCCAGUGAAAUUUCAAAGUUUUGAAGUUGCGGAAAAAAAGAACAUACAUCAUAAUAUGUCCUCGUUUUCGGAGACUGCGGCACUCAACUACCUGAAAACGAAUGCCGUGGAGUUUGUUAAUUAUAACAAACGUCAGAUGAGUCGAAUUUACCCAAAAGGUACGAGGGCUGAUUCGUCGAAUUACAUGCCACAAGUCUUUUGGAACGCAGGCUGUCAAAUGGUUGCGUUAAAUUUUCAAACACCCGAUUUGCCUAUGCAAUUAAAUCAAGGAAAAUUCGAGUAUAACGCAACAACUGGAUAUCUACUAAAGCCUGAUUUUAUGAGAAGGUCGGAUAAAAUUUUCGAUCCAUUCUCCGAGGACGUAGACGGUGUUAUCACAGCUCAAUGUUCCGUUCAAGUAAUAGCAGGACAAUUCUUGUCCGACAAAAAGGUCGGCACUUACGUUGAAGUGGAUAUGUACGGUUUGCCAGCAGACACAAUUAAGAAAGAAUUUCGAACACGAAUGGUUCCUGGAAACGGAUUGAAUCCAGUUUAUAACGAAGAACCGUUUCUAUUCCGUAAAGUUGUGCUUCCCGACUUGGCUGUACUCAGAUUUGGUGUAUACGAAGAGAGCGGAAAAUUGUUGGGUCAACGAAUUUUACCACUGGACGGCCUUCAAGCUGGAUAUAGACAUAUUUCGUUGAAAACCGAGGCGAAUUUUCCCAUGGCACUGCCGAUGUUGUUCUGUAACAUCGAGCUAAAGAUUUACGUACCCGAUGGAUUCGAAGACUUCAUGGCAGCCUUGUCUGAUCCGGGUGGAUUCAGCAAAGGAGCAGAGAAGCAAGCCGAAACUAUGAAGGGACUAGGAAUCGAGCAAACCGACGCGAAGGCCGAGGCGAAGAAGAAAGAAGAGGAAAAGGCUAAAAAGGAGGAAUGGAAACCAGAGCCAAUUACGAUAGACACGCUAAAGAAGGAGAAAGCGUACAAACUGGGGAAAAAGCAACAGAAGGAUUUGGAUACAAUGAGGAAGAAGCAUCUGAAGGAACGACAGACAAUGCAAAAAAAUCAUUGCGCUGCCAUUGAUAAAUUGGUGAAGGGAAAGGACAAAAGCGCGCUGCUCCAGGACGCGAACGUGAAAAAAGUUAUAAGCGAACAAACCGCGCAAUGGUCCGCCAUGGUAGAACGGCAACGAAAAGAGGAAUGGGAGAUGUUGAAGAAUCAGACGGAGGCCGGCCGAGAGGAAUUCAAAAAAUUAAUCGAAAUUGUACAGGCCUCGCAGGUUAAACAGCUACAGGCAAAACAUGACAAGGAUAUUAAAGAUAUGAAUGCGAAUCAGGUAAAAGUAUCCGUGGAAACGGCUAAAGAAGUAAUGAACGACAAAGCGUUAAAGACAAAAGGAGACAAGGAUCGUCGACUUCGUGAGAAGAAGGAACAAAAUACAAAGAAAUUUAUGCAAGAAAGGAAAACUGUGCAAAUCAAGCAAGGCCGUGAAAAAGAAAAAUUGAAAGCUUCUCACGAAAAACAAGUGGCAGACUUAGAUGGCAAUAUUAACGCGACCAUUGAAAUGUACAAGAAUGAAGCAAUUCAUUUGGACAUGUCGUCUAAAACAGAAUUCUUUGUAUAAUUAUUAGACCUCGAAAUUUUCUACUUGAAAGUUUAUACUUAAUUUAAAAACAUAUUUUCUACCCAUACUUACUCGAUAUACAUACUUGGCACUAUUGUAGAAUUUAUUAAAUCUUUCAAUUUUUUCUUUCUCUUUAUGCGCUGUUUCAUUUUGAUCACAUUUUGAACUACUUCUAAGAUUCUUUAUAUAAUAUUAUUUGAUAAAUAUUAUAAUAACAUUUACAUAUAAUUCACGGAUGUGUGAUUCGUUUUGUAUUCCUUUAUAAAGGAUAAUUAUUACGAACUAUACAUACCUCUAAGUUUUGAAAUUAUACGAUAUAUAUAACGUAGGGUUUACAUUAACUUUUAACAUUUAAUAUUCUUUCAGUUGUAAGUCAAACAAUUUAUUUUCCAAUACUGUAUUUAUUGCAAUUAUGACUAAGUUUUGCUUACUAUUGUAAGCCUUUGUGAGAUUAUUUAUUGCGUUUCAAGUCUUUAAAUUCUUUAAAAAUCUAACACAUAUACCGUCGCUUUGUUAAAUAUCUCAGAAUGUAGUAUUUCCAAUUUAUUUUUAUUUGUACUUUUAUUGUACAGUUAUGAUACAUUAUGCUAUUUACACGCAUCGCUCGCUAUGAAUAAUUUUACACUAAUUUCAACUCAAAUCAUCGUAACGCUAUCAUCACCCUACAAUAUCUAAAAAUGUUCCUACUUUGUAAACGUGUGAGAAGGGUGACCGCUUCCGAGAAAUUGUUUGUGCGCAAAUAUUGUAACAAUCUGAGAGACUCGAUACAAGUAUGUAUAAACUUAGACGUUACUUCGUAGAACGGUAACUCAGACAGAAAACAGGGAAUAAGAUAAAACAAACAACGGGAAAGUCGGGCAAACAGAAAACCAACAAACUCGUGCAACGACUCGAUGUUUCACUGUCGGUGACUUAAAGCGUUUUCUCUUUAUAUUGUUCCACAUACCGUUGAACAAACGGUAGCCUAUAUACUCGUAAAGAGGCGAUGGAACCCGCACACGCACCCACCCAAUAGACUAUCACGUGCUCCAUAAAGGAAGUUCCUAAACAUCCGUAUUUCAAGGAGGUGGCCAGCGCGGGAUUGAAGUAGCCGCCGGAAUAAUCGAAAGCUGAAAUCAGCGUGAAAAUAAAUCGAGUAUAAGUGUAUCAACACGAUCAUCAACAAGUGUUCACAUCGAAAACAAGAGUCUAAUCUAUGGCCAUGAUACGAUAAUACAGAGUAUCUAAUAUUUGCAACGAACAGAUUUGAUUACUCGCAAACAUUUUCAGUUCUUAAAUUGCGAAAAGUGUAAUACCUUUUCUUUAAGAUGCCAGAUUUACUAAGGUGAAAGGAUCGUAGCGAGGUGAAAUCGUAAAGAAACUUUUCUCGAAAUAAGAAGAAAAAUCAAACGAGAAUAAAAGAAAUAUAGGAAAAUGUGGAAAAAAAACUAAGCGUUAUUUGAGUUAUUCCAAGCGAAUUUUUAAUCGUUUCUGGGGAAGCAAACAACUUAUAAAUUUAUUUUUCGCAUCUGUAAAAAUAAUAAAAAAUGUAAUAAUUCAAAGAG
Messenger RNA from Bombus terrestris (buff-tailed bumblebee), 4901 nucleotides. RefSeq names its product 1-phosphatidylinositol 4,5-bisphosphate phosphodiesterase. The coding region runs from base 100 to 3357 and encodes 1085 amino acids. Gene Ontology annotation, molecular function: phosphatidylinositol-4,5-bisphosphate phospholipase C activity; calcium ion binding. Gene Ontology annotation, biological process: phosphatidylinositol-mediated signaling; lipid metabolic process. Lineage: Eukaryota; Metazoa; Arthropoda; Insecta; Hymenoptera; Apidae. The record is from RefSeq and is a predicted model, not a curated record. The transcript is spliced from 20 exons.